Molecule: messenger RNA, 1038 nt
Organism: Scleropages formosus (Asian bonytongue)
Lineage: Eukaryota; Metazoa; Chordata; Actinopteri; Osteoglossiformes; Osteoglossidae
Product: cold shock domain-containing protein C2-like
Exons: 3
Coding region: 25-486 (153 amino acids)
Biological process (GO): regulation of mRNA stability
Cellular component (GO): cytoplasm
Molecular function (GO): mRNA 3'-UTR binding
Source: RefSeq, a predicted model, not a curated record
AGGGACACAGGCAGCCCUGCAACCAUGGAGGACUCUGGCCUGCCAUCCCCAUCGGAGGCCCCCCUGCAGACCCCUCGUGCCCCGCUGUCCCUCUCCUUUCCUGCCCUGAGGGAGGGCAGUCGGGUGUGGGAAAGGGGCCCCCCGCAGCACAAGGAACUUCCCAGUCCCCUGCCGACCAAACGCACGCGCACCUACUCAGCGACGGUGCGGGCCACCCGGGGGCCUCGUUACAAGGGAAUCUGCAAGAACUUCUCCAGGUCACAAGGCCAUGGCUUUAUCAGCCCUGCGCAAGGAGGAGAGGACAUCUUUGUCCACAUAUCAGACAUUGAGGGAGAAUAUGUUCCUGUUGAGGGGGACGAGGUGACGUACAAGGUUUGUCCCAUACCACCCAAGAACCAGAAGAUGCAGGCAGUGGAGGUGGUCAUCACUCAUCUUAACCCAGGGACAAAGCACGAAACCUGGUCUGGACAGAUUAUUAGCUCCUAGGAUUUAGUCCCAGCCUUGUGCUGCUGCUGUACUUGGGGGAAAGAAGUCAACAAGGGGAGGGGGUGAAAAUAAAACAGACCUAUAGAGUAGAAACAGACAUUUUACUGUGAAAUUUAAAAAAAAUUCCCUUUGAAUUCUUGAAAAAAAGUGGUCAUCACCAGUUUUUCAAUGCUGGUUUGUAUUUAUUUUGUACGUUUCACUUAUCAAGUGUGAAUACUGUCUUUUUGUUGAGUUUGUGUCAGUAGUCUGUAUAAACGUGGUUGUGGUGGAAAACGAUGGCCUACGGGCCCCAAGGCUCCUGUCAUAAGUAUUGCAUGAUUGACUACAAUUGUAAUGUUUUGAGUUCCAGCGCUGAUGUAGUAAUUUCUAAUUUUUAAUGUUGAAUAAUACUUUCAUGCUGUAUAAAAUGAAAUCAUCGGUAUUCAGAAACUGCUAAAAUGCUCCUCAUCUCCAUAUCACAACCAUUGUCAACAACUGCUUGUCCCAAGCGGGGUUGCGGUGAACCGGAGCCUCACUCGGCAACACAGGGCGCAAGGCUGAAGGGGACACACC